This is a messenger RNA of Ixodes scapularis (black-legged tick), 1683 nucleotides long. RefSeq names its product vesicle-trafficking protein SEC22b (gene Sec22). Gene Ontology annotation, biological process: endoplasmic reticulum to Golgi vesicle-mediated transport; retrograde vesicle-mediated transport, Golgi to endoplasmic reticulum; vesicle fusion with Golgi apparatus. Gene Ontology annotation, cellular component: endoplasmic reticulum-Golgi intermediate compartment; ER to Golgi transport vesicle membrane; Golgi membrane. Gene Ontology annotation, molecular function: SNAP receptor activity. The coding region runs from base 406 to 1050 and encodes 214 amino acids. Lineage: Eukaryota; Metazoa; Arthropoda; Arachnida; Ixodida; Ixodidae. The record is from RefSeq and is a predicted model, not a curated record. The transcript has 5 exons.
AACGUGGGUCGCCCUCGUAGGUGGAGGAGGUUUCCGCGUUGUCCGGUUAAAAUAUGACUCACUGACAUUUAGUUACUCUCUCCGUGCCCGCUGGCUUGCCUGAACCCCAAGAGAUGUGGAAACCGCAGAAAAGGUAGACGCUUAAAUAUUUGUAGGGUGAAGGUUCGAAGGUAGCCGCAUGCAAGAUCACGCAAAAUGUGCUGGCUGAAAUGUGUCAGCAGCUUUAUACCGCCCAACGCUUGGCAACCAUGCUGACACGUCAUCUGUUCAUUUGCGGGCGCGUCACUGCCGGCUAGUGGUCGCGAGAUGUUUCUCGCGUAACUACUCUGGAGUUGUUUGUUCCCCGUCUUUUUUCCUGUACGGCUGUGCAUCUGUUGGCUGCCUUCCGGAGACCGCAGAACGACCAUGGUUCUCAUGACAAUGAUCGCGAGGGUCGCCGACGGGCUCCCACUGUCGGCCUCUGUCCAAGACGAUCAGCAGCAACUGGGGCCAGGCAACACUGAAUAUCAGAACCAGGCCAAAAUGCUCUUUAAGAAGUUGAAUGAUCAGUCGUUUUCCAAGUCGACGAUUGAAACUGGACCUUACAACUUCCACUACCUCAUCGAGAAUGGGGUCUGCUACCUGGUGCUUACAGAAAAGUCCUUCUCGAAGAGACUGGCAUUCUCUUUCCUCGAAGAUCUUCAGAACGAAUUUAACUCCCAGUAUGGCUCCAGGGUAAAUUCCGUGAACAGGCCUUACAGCUUCAUAGAGUUUGACACCUACAUACAGAAGGCCAAGAAAUCGUUCAUGGACUCCAGAGCACGACGAAACCUGACCAACCUGAAUUCAGAGUUACAAGACGUGCAGCGAAUCAUGGUGCAGAACAUUGAUGAUGUAUUGCAAAGGGGAUCAGUGAUCUCGGAGCUCGACAGCAAGGCAAGCAAUCUGUCUCUGUUGUCCCAGAAGUACAAGAAGGACGCCCGGUAUCUCAACCUGCGCUCCACCUAUGCAAAGCUGGCAGCAGUUGCGGUCGUAGUCUUUGUAGGCUUUCUGUAUUUCUACAUCUUCUAGUUGACGGGGUCACAGUUUGGGAGUUGCAGCCGCCCUUCCCCGGGCAUGCCACCUAACCUUUUACACUCGUCGGUUAUUGUAUUACGUGUAAAUACAGCCAGUUUGCUCACCGCGGUGUUGGUCGGCCCAUGAUCCUGCUGCUUGGCACGGCAAACAAGUGCCACAAAGGAAGUGUAUGGGACUUCGUAUCUUUCCGAGGAGGGGGGGGGGGGGGGGGGGGGGGGUGCGCCAUGAUGCUCGGCAUUUCGUGCAAGUUGUCUAAUAAAGUCUCAGUAAACUAGAACUUGUAUACCUUAGAACUUUACCUCGCUUAGCUGGGUCUGGUUCCUCAGAGAUUAGCCAAAAUACAAGGAAAAUUCCUUUGGGUUCACUCCUCGCGUCUCAGCGUCUGCCGAUGCCAUCGCAAUUACGAACGGAAGCCUGUGCCAUGUGGAGGAAUUAAUCGGGAGGUUUCUGAAACGCACGGAGCAAGACUGCUCGCAACAUGGUGACACGUUUAUCUACAAUGGUUCCGAUUGGACGCCUUCCAGUUCGUUCUCUUCACGAGCCCAAUAGAAAUUGCCAAAAAACAUGGCAGGGUAGUGGAAUGGUAACACACCCAAUCGAUCAAUAAAACAACCCAACUCCGCCAGA